Molecule: messenger RNA, 453 nt
Organism: Marasmius oreades (fairy-ring Marasmius)
Lineage: Eukaryota; Fungi; Basidiomycota; Agaricomycetes; Agaricales; Marasmiaceae
Exons: 2
Coding region: 1-453 (150 amino acids)
Source: RefSeq, a predicted model, not a curated record
AUGCACAGAACAGUUGUACUGUCAUUCCUCCUCGUCUCUCUUUUCGCAGUGUUUGCUCAGGCUCAGGUCAACAACACCACCAGCAACGGCAACAACAGCAACUCACAGACCAGCGGUACCUCCCAAACGACAAGUGGCGGAAAUCAGACCAACCCGACUGUUAACGUUAUUACUACCACCGGUUCAGAUGGCCAUACCCAGACUAUAACGGUCACCCCCACAGGGUCCAAUGGAAACUCUACACAAUCGACAUCAAGCAAGCCACUGCCCACAGCAGCUACAGAUGCUCUCGAUGGUGGCGGUGGUGCAACUGGGGCACCAGUACCGGGUGGUGGUAAUGGAGCAUACGGACCUGACGACAACUACAUCGCGGCUGCACAAUCGCUGCCCAGGAACCUUAUGCUGGUCACCUUUGCUGGAGUUGCAGUAGGGGCGUUAGUGACGAUUUUCUAA